AUGACCACAGUUUGCAAUGACAGCCAUGGUGAUUUCAUCCUCCUUGGCUUCUCUGACAGGCCACAUUUAGAGAAGGUACUUUUUGGGGUCGUUUUUAUCUUUUACUGUUUGACUCUUGCUGGAAAUACAAUCAUAAUUGUUGUAUCCUUGAAGGACCCAAAACUCCAAGUCCCUAUGUAUUUCUUCCUUUGCAAUCUUUCCUUAUUAGAUAUUUGUUUCACCAGCAGCUGUGUUCCACAGAUGUUGGUUAAUUUGGGAAGUCCAAAUAAGAUCAUCACCUAUCAUGGCUGUGCCACUCAGCUCUACAUCUUUCUGUGGCUUGGCGCCACCGAAUGUGUUCUUCUUGUUGUCAUGGCUGUGGACCGCUAUGUAGCAGUGUGUCAUCCUCUGAGAUACACAACUGUCAUGCAUCCCAAAGUCUGUCUGCAACUGGCUCUCCUUGCUUGGGGUGCUGGCCUGAUUCAGUCUCUGAUCCAGUCUUCUGCUACUCUCAGAUUGCCCUUUUGCUCCCAGCGGGUGGUAGAUGACAUUGUGUGUGAAGUUCCAGCCCUGAUUCAACUCUCCAGUGCAGAUACUACCUACAAUGAAGUCCAGAUGUCCAUAGCCAGUGUUAUUCUCCUAGUGUUACCCUUGGUCAUCAUACUUUCCUCCUAUGGUGCUAUUGUAAACUCUGUGCUGAAGAUAAAGUCAACUGAAGGGCAGAAAAAAGCAUUUGGCACCUGUACUUCUCACAUUCUUGUUGUCUCCCUCUUCUAUGGUACUGUCACAGGUAUUUAUCUUCAACCUAAGACUCACUAUGCUCAUGAACAGGGCAAGUUUCUCACCCUUUUAUACACUGUAAUAACUCCAACUCUUAACCCCCUCAUCUACACACUGAGGAACAAGGAGGUAAAAGGAGCAGUGAUAAGACUGGGGUGGAGGACUUGGAGUUCCCACAGAUAA
Molecule: messenger RNA, 942 nt
Organism: Peromyscus californicus insignis
Lineage: Eukaryota; Metazoa; Chordata; Mammalia; Rodentia; Cricetidae
Product: olfactory receptor 2H2-like
Exons: 1
Coding region: 1-942 (313 amino acids)
Biological process (GO): G protein-coupled receptor signaling pathway
Cellular component (GO): membrane
Molecular function (GO): olfactory receptor activity; G protein-coupled receptor activity
Source: RefSeq, a predicted model, not a curated record